Molecule: messenger RNA, 452 nt
Organism: Paramecium primaurelia
Lineage: Eukaryota; Ciliophora; Oligohymenophorea; Peniculida; Parameciidae
Source: the annotation of a GenBank genome assembly
AUGAAUCAUAUACCUAUUCAUUAACGUGCCUAACAUUUAAUGAAAGAAAAACAAUAGAAAAUUGCAGAAUAUAAACGAUUGAAAGAGCUGAAUGAAGAAUAAGAAUGCAGUAAAUAUUCAUUUCGACCAAAUAUUAAUAAGGAUAGAGAACAUCGAACUGUUGAUUAAUUUUUAGAGGAAGUUGAUUAUUGGAUUGAAAGAAAAAAUGAAUAACUUCAUUUAAUGUAAUAAGAAAAGUAGUAAGAAGAACUAAAAGGUUUAACAUUCAAACCAAAAAUUAAUAAGAAAUCUCAANACCUUCUGUUAAUUAUUUACCAUAAAAACGUAUUUAUUAUUCAUUAAAUUAUCCUUUCUUAAUUAAUUAAUAAAUGUCUUAAUCACAUAAUUCCAUUAUAAGAUAACUGUUAUCAGCAUCUUCAAAAACAUCAAUUAAAUUAACAAUAUUUUUAUGA